AGUAGAUUUGAUCUGCCCCCAACAGAGAGCGCGCGCCCUCUCCCAGUAAGCAAGCGCAAUGCGACGACCACUUCUGACGGUCGAGUCACGAAGAAACGCCACAGGAACUCCACGAGGAAUAAUGAUACGCCACGAGCCUUCAGGAGACUCAUGGCCGUGGCAGGGGGGAAGAAACUCAGGUCAGGCUUGGAUGACGGCCAAGCUGAGAAACCGUCCGCAAAGAAGUCUGAUAAGCCGAGCGAGGACCUUCAGAUUCGCCCUGGCGAGAAUCUGGGAGCCUUCGCGAGCCGUGUCGAUGCAGCCUUACCAGUAUCAGGGCUCGCCAGGAAAACCAGUGUAACCAAGGACGGCAAAGAUGCACAAGGCUUCAAAGUGUACCGAACCCGCAAAGAACGCAAGAUGCACAAGCUCUACGACCAGUGGAGGGCAGAAGAGUUGAAGCUGCAGGAAAAGAGGGAAGAGGAGCUAGAGCGCAUAGCAGAGCGCGACCUGGAAGACGACGCUGCUGGCAUUCUUACAUCAGCUGCUUUUCAGGACGAAAAUAGCCACACGAGAAGAAAGAAAGGCCAUAAACGAAAAAGGGUAGUAGAGGAGGACCCAUGGCUUGAAUUGAAAAGGCGUAGAGCAGAGAAGAAGCCCAAGGUCUAUGAUACAGUAUUAGCACCACCUGAGCUUUUUAAAAAGGGGUAA
Trichoderma reesei QM6a is the source of this 690-nucleotide messenger RNA. RefSeq lists its product as uncharacterized. NCBI's taxonomy places the organism in Eukaryota, Fungi, Ascomycota, Sordariomycetes, Hypocreales, Hypocreaceae. The transcript has a single exon. The record is from RefSeq and is a predicted model, not a curated record. The annotation marks the transcript as partial.